GCCCUAGAGAGGAAGCCAGGAAGCCCGGCGAGGGGGAUGAAUUAAGCCGGGACACCUUCCUGCUCCGCCUCUUCCCGGGAUCAAAACUUGGGAUUUGAAUUUUAAUAAGGGGGGGAUUUGCCUCUGCAGGGGUGGCAGCUUUGUGCGCGGCGGGGCUUUGUGUGGCGGAGCUGGCCUGAAAGGUCGGAGGGAGUGGGGGAAGGCAAGACCCUUGGAGCUGCAGAUCCAGCUUUAAAAAAAAUAAUAAGGAUCGAGGGAAGAAGCAUCUGGCCAAAAAAGGAUGAUCGGAGCGAUUUACCCACGGCUUGGUAAUAAGAGAACAACUCGCAGCCUUGUGAAUUGGAAAUGUGUUGGCUCCGGGGUCAGCUGGCUUCCUUGAACGCUGCAUUACUGAGAGGAUCGUUCCAUUCGCCCUGCACAAUGGGAGCUAUGAGGUGGUAUGAGGGUAUUGCCUAAGGUCAGAGACUGGAGUUUUUUUUUGUAUGUGCCUGUCUGAGGUACAAAAUCUGGAUUUUUAGGGGGCAGGUAGAAGUCUUUGAACUCGGGAGAGAGCCAGCCCAAGGAAGACAAGGUUGCAAGCUCAGACUUGGAGACGAGGAAGGAAAGUGAGCACGAUAUCUUGUGGGAAAUGGCAGAACAAAGCCAUAAAGGGCUGGAGUCAGGGGAGGGAUCUGGAGGCUCAGGGAGAGACAGCUUUUCAGCCCAGUCCGGUGCUGCUCAGGACCUGUCCCGAUGGGCAUUAUCACGGCAGGAAGGAGUACCCCAACGCCUGGAAGCCCAGUGGCAAGAGUACUUGAAAACUGUCCAGUAUCCCACUGCAGGAUGGGGAGCAUCACAGCUGCCAGACUUGACUUCAUGGGAUGAGCUGGCUGCAUUUGACCGUGUGUUUGGUGCUUGCCAGUGGACCAGAGAGGGGAUGAGCCGCCUGAUGCCAACCCUCAGUGCCGAAGCCCAGCAGGCCUUAAGCAGCCUGAACACCCGAGACAAAGGGGAUCAUGGGAAAGCUAAAACCGCUGCCGUGCGAGGCAACCCCAGUAGUGCCGAGAUGCAGCGCCAGCGCUUCCGGCAGUUCCGCUACCAGGAGGCCGAGGGGCCCCGUGAAGUCUGCAGCCGGUUACGGGAACUCUGCCAUCGCUGGCUGGAGCCGGAGAGCCGCACCAAAGAGCAGAUCCUGGAGCUGCUGAUCCUGGAGCAAUUCUUGGUGGUUCUGCCACAGGAAAUCCAGAACCAAGUGCGAGAACGUGGGCCGGAGACUUGUGCCCAGGCGGUAGCCUUGGCUGAGGGGUUCCUUCUGAGGCAGCAGGAGAGUGUGGAAAGUGAACUACAGAUGAUAUCCGUGAAUCUCUCUGAAGACCAACGGGCUGCUUCUGGGGCCAAGCAGAGGCCUCUCACCAAGGAGGGCAGGCAACAGGAUAAUGGAAAGACCAGUGUACUGGGGACAAAGGUGGCAAACAGAGUCAGUGGGUCAUUUCAGCAUCCCAAGGCCAAGGAAGAGGGGACACAUACUGCUACCGGGAUGACCCCAAGGAAAGAGAAAUCCCACAUCUGUAUUGACUGUGGAAAAUGCUUUGCACGCCCCUCUGAUCUGGCUAAGCACGAGAACAUCCACACUGGCGCAAAGCCCUUUCGCUGCAUGGCGUGUGGAACACGAUUCAGUCAGUUGUCCCACUUGACCAGGCACCAGAGGAUUCACACAGGGGAAAAACCCCACACAUGUACUGAAUGUGGCGCAGCAUUUGCUCAACGGGCUUCUCUAGUGAGUCACCAGAGGGUUCACUCAGGAGAGCAGCCAUAUCGCUGUUCUCACUGCCAGCAGUGUUUCAGCCACCAGUCUGCGCUCAAAGUGCAUGAACGUAUCCACACAGGCCAGAAACCUUACAUCUGCCUGGAAUGUGGAAAGAGAUUUGUUUCCUCCUCCACCCUUAAAAUUCAUAAGAGGAUCCAUACAGGAGAAAAGCCAUUUUCCUGUGGCGAGUGUGGGAAGCGAUUCAUUCAGCGCUCCAAUCUGAUUUCCCACCAGCGGACGCACUCUGGGGAAAAGCCGUUUUGCUGUGGCGUGUGCGGGAGAAGGUUCAGCUACCCGUCGGACCUUACUAGGCACCAAAAGAUCCACACAGGGGAGAAACCAUUUCCCUGCGAUGAAUGUGAGCGGAGAUUCACCCGAUUCUCAGAUCUUCUCAUACACCGGAGAAUCCAUACGGGAGAGCGGCCGUAUCGCUGCCUUGAGUGCGGCAGGAGAUUCAGACAGAAGAGUGCUUUAGUAACACAUCAGAGGAUCCACACGAAAGAGAAGGCAGUGGAGAAAGGCAAGCCUGUGACAUCCACAGAGUCGCAGCCAAAGAGUGAACUGAAAGCCAGUGAAACAGAAGAGAAGGGAGAUACUCUAGGAAAGGAAAAGAAGUAGAAAGGUCCAUUGAGAAUUCGAAGGAACCAGCCUUGCCUUGUCUUUCCUGCUUCUGACCCAUCAAUUCCUCCUCAGUCUUAGAAGGAUUCUCUAGAGGACAAGAGGAAAUUUCAUCCUGUUCCCUUGACAGGUCCUUUUGCUUCUCCAAAACUGGUCCCUCACAAGAAUACAGCUGGAUCUUUUUGCAGAGGAACUUUGAUCGGGAGAUAAUCGAAGCUCACAAUAAUCAGCCUCAUCCUUAUCUCCAGCGACUUCGCUAAUACUUACUGGGAAGAGAUCUUGUCACCCAGUAAUGACUGGAAACUGAUUUCAGGCUCGGAUUCCUGUCUUUCUGUUUUCAUUGCAAGAGGACAGCAAGGGCUUUGUUAGGAAGAAGUUGUCUGCUCUGUGGAUCAGGCAUGUCAGAGAUGGUUUAAAAUCUUGCUGGAGCUGAAGCAGAGGAAUCUACUGAAAGGAGAACCCUUAAGGCUGAUCCCGGCUGUCAUAUUUCUCUGCCAGUGUUUCCCAACCUUGGGUAACCCAGGUGUUCUUGGACUGCAACUCCCAGAAACCCUGGCCAACACAGCUAGUG
Pogona vitticeps (central bearded dragon) is the source of this 2975-nucleotide messenger RNA. NCBI's taxonomy places the organism in Eukaryota, Metazoa, Chordata, Lepidosauria, Squamata, Agamidae. The record is from RefSeq and is a predicted model, not a curated record.